Molecule: messenger RNA, 1645 nt
Organism: Tilletiaria anomala UBC 951
Lineage: Eukaryota; Fungi; Basidiomycota; Exobasidiomycetes; Georgefischeriales; Tilletiariaceae
Exons: 2
Coding region: 62-1540 (492 amino acids)
Biological process (GO): P-body assembly; deadenylation-independent decapping of nuclear-transcribed mRNA
Cellular component (GO): P-body
Molecular function (GO): mRNA binding
Source: RefSeq, a predicted model, not a curated record
GGCCUAAUCGUCUAGAAUCUCAGCUCUUGUUCCCAGCACGACCCAGGCUCUGCCCUCCAGCAUGGCCGCGAGCAGCUUCAUUGGCACAUUUGUUGAGGUGCAGCUCUCGCACGGCGCUGACCUCUUCGGGUUCAUCACCGCCGUCGAUCCUGUAGCACAGACGCUGAGCUUCCGCGACCCUCACACCGGGCAUAUCAGCACACUCUCCAAGGGAGAUAUCGUCAAUUUGCAGAUCAAAGAGGCUCCCCUGCUUGAUCAUCCAUUGACAAAGGAUGAGGCUGACAAAUUGCAGGCGCAGGCCGACUUUCAUCCAGCAGCGCGAGAGCUGUCACAGCCCCCGACAAAGCCGGCAGCAGCAGCAGUAGAUCAUACCAUAGUCCGACCGCACGACGAGAAACAGGUGCAACUGAAGCAGCAGCCUAAGGAGAAGCGAAAACAGAAGGACAAGGGUGCGCACAUUCGGAGCGAAACACCGACACGUGCUGCUCAGCACGGACAGCAGCAGCAGCAACGACAGCCAAACAAAAGCGAACGAUCACAAGAAGCACAACAUUCUACAUGCGCAGCGGCGUAUAUGAAAGAAUUUGACUUCCAAGCGAACUUGGAUCAGUUUGACAAAAAGAAGAUCUGGGAGGAGAUUCGGAAUUCGGACAAGACCGAUCCAUCGCUGCUUUUAGUGUCUCACAAUCGUGCUUCAAUUCCCGUGCAGCUAGUACGCGGCCCAAAUGGUAUCGGGCCGGUACCUAUUGGAGGACAUCGCAACGGCGACAACGUUUCGGACUCUGCACGUGUCUCGCGUCGUCAGGUGGGAGGUGCAGGUGUGGGAGACGGAGGAGGUGCACGGAGAAGGAAUGGGCAAGAAAAAUUAGGGAACUACGAACCGGUUCUUAGUCCAAGUCCGCCGCCUGUGGAAGAGCGAAGGGCGGAUGCAGACGCAGCCACAAGCGGCACGAACUACGCCUUUCCCCCCAUGGAUGGACAUGUGGCUGGCAAAAUCAGCGCCAGAGUUGAUAGCGAAACUCUACGAGCGGAGUUACGCGAAUUGCAUUUCAAGCUUACCCUGCUCCAGACGCUUUCAGGCAUCACGAUACACGAGCAAGGAUCCAGCGGAACUAGGUCCUCGAAUGGGUCUGACCACCACCAGCAGGAACAAGCCCACAGAAAGUACCAGUGUACAGUGUGGAAAGAUCACAAGGCACAGGCCGAAGCACGUGAAUCGGGCGGCUUGGAAGGCUGCCUCUGUUUUUCCGUCGCAGCCACCAUGCAGCAUCAGCAGAAAACUAAGAGGACUGUCGCUUCCCCUUUGUCUGCACAUACCAUGUCAACGGACGCAUCGUCAGCGUCAGCAGCAUCGCAGGCACAGCAUGUAGCGGUCGCCAUCGGGGGUUUCAGGUAUCUUGGGCCCAUUGCGGCUCGCAGCGAUGCGACAAUCAUCGAGAAUAUGCCGGCGAAAUACAAGCAAGAGCUGAGCUUGCGCAACGAGACUGCUAGCAUCUUUUUCAGGCGCCUGCGCCAGGCUGCAUUCGGCGAAGCUGGGUGAGAAGCAUAGCAUGGCGCGCAUAUGUGCCGCGCAUUGACUCGUGAUUAAUGUAACCCUGUGUUGCCGUCACGUGUUAUCUACGUCAAUAUUGCAUUGCACUUUCAC